Drosophila rhopaloa is the source of this 1552-nucleotide messenger RNA. Its product is annotated as alpha-amylase-related protein. The record is from RefSeq and is a predicted model, not a curated record. The transcript has 2 exons. The coding region runs from base 1 to 1482 and encodes 493 amino acids. Gene Ontology annotation, biological process: carbohydrate metabolic process. Lineage: Eukaryota; Metazoa; Arthropoda; Insecta; Diptera; Drosophilidae. Gene Ontology annotation, molecular function: cation binding; alpha-amylase activity.
AUGUUCAAGUUCGCAUUGGCCCUGACGCUCUGCCUGGCGGGCAGCCUUUCGCUGGCCCAGCACAAUCCCCACUGGUGGGGCAACCGCAACACCAUUGUCCACCUGUUCGAGUGGAAGUGGUCGGACAUCGCCGAGGAGUGCGAGAGGUUCCUGGGACCGCGCGGCUUCGCGGGGGUGCAAGUGAGCCCCGCGAACGAGAACAUCAUUGCCGCGGGUCGGCCUUGGUGGGAGAGGUACCAGCCCAUCUCCUACAAGCUGACCACACGCUCAGGAAAUGAGGAGGAGUUCGGCGACAUGGUGCGCCGCUGCAACGAAGUGGGUGUGCGCAUCUACGUGGACGUGCUCCUGAACCACAUGUCCGGCGACUUCGAGGGCGUGGCCGUGGGCACGGGCGGUUCAGAGGCGGAGCCCAGCAAGAAGUCCUUCCCAGGGGUUCCAUUCACCGCCCAGGACUUCCACCCCAGCUGCGAGAUCACCGACUGGAACGACCGCUUCCAGGUGCAGCAGUGCGAGUUGGUGGGCCUCAAGGAUCUCGACCAGAGCAGUGACUGGGUGAGGAGCAAGCUGAUCGAGUUCCUGGACCACCUCAUCGAACUGGGUGUCGCCGGGUUCCGAGUGGAUGCCGCCAAGCACAUGGCUUCGGAGGAUCUGGAGUACAUCUACGGCAGCCUGAGCAACCUGAACAUCGAGCACGGCUUCCCCCACAACUCGCGUCCCUUCAUCUUCCAGGAGGUCAUCGACCAUGGCCACGAGACCGUGUCCCGCGACGAGUACAAGAAUCUGGGUGCCGUGACCGAGUUCCGGUUCUCUGAGGAGAUCGGCAACGCCUUCCGCGGCAACAACGCCCUCAAGUGGCUGCAGAGCUGGGGCACCGGCUGGGGAUUCCUGCCCUCUGAGCAGGCCCUGACCUUCGUGGACAACCACGACAACCAGCGGGAUGCGGGCGCUGUGCUGAACUACAAGACCCCCCGGCAGUACAAGAUGGCCACCGCCUUCCACCUGGCCUACCCCUACGGCGUCAGCCGGGUGAUGAGCUCCUUCGCCUUCGACGACCAUGACACUCCGCCGCCGCAGGACGCGCAGGAGAGGAUCAUCUCGCCCGAGUUCGACCAGGAUGGAGCCUGCGUGAACGGGUGGAUCUGCGAGCACCGCUGGCGCCAGAUCUACGCGAUGGUGGGCUUCAAGAACGCCGUGCGCGACACGGAGCUGGCCGAGUGGUGGGACAACGGCGACAGCCAGAUCUCCUUCUGUCGCGGCAACAAGGGCUUCCUGGCCGUCAACAACAACCUGUACGACCUGUCCCAGGAGCUGAACACCUGCCUGCCGGCCGGGUUAUACUGCGAUGUGAUCUCAGGCAGCCUCAUCGACGGUUCCUGCACCGGCAAGUCCGUCACGGUGGACGACAGGGGAUACGGCUACAUCCACAUCGGAGCCGAGGACUUCGAUGGUGUGCUGGCCCUGCAUGUGGAGGCCAAAGUUUGAAUUAAGGUAACACAGAAAUCUGGGCUUUAUUUUGUCUCAAAUUACAAUAAAAACGAACGCACAUAAUGUA